Peronospora belbahrii is the source of this 432-nucleotide messenger RNA. NCBI's taxonomy places the organism in Eukaryota, Oomycota, Peronosporomycetes, Peronosporales, Peronosporaceae. The record is from the annotation of a GenBank genome assembly.
AUGAUCUCAAGGUUGUUUUUCUUGUCUCCAAUUCAGUUCCACCGCUAUAUGAUGAGUGAUACGAAAGGUCCAGUAGCACGUCGCAUUUAUGAAAAACUAGAGGCCGCCUUUACACCGCAGUACUUGGACGUGGUAAAUGAGAGUUAUAUGCACAAUGUACCCAAGGGCUCUGAGACGCACUUCAAGGUGAUAGUGGUAACGGAUCAAUUUGAACAUAAGCCAUUGAUACAGCGUCAUCGCAUGGUCAAUGCCGUGCUGCAGCAGGAGCUUGAUAAGGAUGUGCACGCGCUAAGUAUUCUCAGCAAAACACCAAAGCAGUGGGAAGCCAAUGCGAUGAUCCAGCCUUCUCCUAGCUGUCGUGGUGGUAUGGCAGCAGAUGAUACGAAGAAGAAGUUUUUGGAAGAUUUAAAGACGAAGCACAAAAAUGAGUGA